Clunio marinus is the source of this 222-nucleotide messenger RNA. The record is from the annotation of a GenBank genome assembly. Lineage: Eukaryota; Metazoa; Arthropoda; Insecta; Diptera; Chironomidae.
AUGAAGGAAAAUGAUUUAAUGUUUUUUUAUAUGUACAUACAUGAAGCAUUCGACUUGUGGCAUUUAGCGAAAUAUCUGCCUCCGAAAAUGAAAUAUGGAGAAGCAAUCAUAGACAAAUUUAAACCGAGCACAGCAUUAUUGACGAGGGUGAACUUUGAUGAGAGGACCAUCAUGAAAUUCUGUCACCAACAAUCUGAAGCUCGAUAUCAACAAGAUAGAUGA